Messenger RNA from Dermacentor albipictus, 614 nucleotides. Lineage: Eukaryota; Metazoa; Arthropoda; Arachnida; Ixodida; Ixodidae. The record is from RefSeq and is a predicted model, not a curated record.
UCAUCUUGCUUAUCACUGCUAUCUUCUAAUUUUGCUGACGCGUGUCUAGCUACUACGCAGAUGUGCCAGCAGAUCUUUCUUUCUGUCGUCGGGGCUCGUGGUAGACAGUGGCGCGGAGAUGUGGACGAUUGGCUUCGCCCUGCUUGUCGCACUGGUCGUGUCCCUCUGUCACAGCCUCGGUCGCUGGUUGAUCAGGUUCAGUCCGGAAAAGAAGAGCUCCAUCAACCCGACUGCCUACCAGCCUUUCGGCCUGGGACCACGCAUAUGCAUCGGUCGGCGUCUAGCGCUUGUUGAGCUGGUUUCAGCUGCCGCGCAAACGCUGCGCCACUAUCGCAUCGUCCUGGGCAAAAGUCAAAAGCGGGACCUCGAGAUUGGCACCUACUCUAUUAUGGCCGCACCUAAAGAGAAAGUGUUGAUCCGACUGCAUAGGUUGAAGGGGGUGAAUUGAGGUCCGAAGUGACUCUACCGUGGAAAUUCGUACUUUUGAAUUGUACGAAAUGGCACACGUAAUGCAAUAGUUCGUAGCCCAACGUGGUAAGGUAUACAGUUGAUAAGUCACUGCUAUUUGCAUGUUGUAAUUAUGCAAUGAAUAAAAUGGAACUGUGGAACCAUUA